This is a messenger RNA of Diabrotica balteata, 2307 nucleotides long. The record is from the annotation of a GenBank genome assembly. NCBI's taxonomy places the organism in Eukaryota, Metazoa, Arthropoda, Insecta, Coleoptera, Chrysomelidae.
AUGUUAAAGAAAACCAGAGAUCUGCUGGCGGGCUUAGAAGCAGAAACUGGCGUCAAUCCCGGAUGGACACAGUCAGGAGGAAUUUUUAUUGCUAGGACUCCUGAGAGGUUGGAGGAAUAUAAACGUUUUCAUACACUUGGACAUUUAUUAAAUAUAGAAAGUCAUAUAAUAUCUCCAACUGAGGCAAACAAACUGGCAUCAAUUCUGGACCCAAAAGCGUUCUACGGAGCACUCUGGUCCCCCAGUGAUGGACAUUGCGAUCCUUCGAUGUAUUGUGCGGCAUUAAUCAAAGGAGCAAAAAAUCGGGGAGCUCAGGUAUUUGAAGAUACCGCAGUUACAAAAGUAUUGACCGUGCCAACACCAAACAAUGAAAAAAAAGUAACCGGAGUAGAAACAUCAAAAGGUGUAAUAAAAACAAAUAUUAUGGUCAAUGCAGCUGGGGCUUGGGCUCGACAUAUAACUCAAAUGGUCGAUUUGGACCUUCCCUUAACUCCGAUGAAGCAUGCUUACGUAAUUACAGGAUCCAUUCCCUCAGCCAAAGGUACACCCAGUAUUAGAGAUCACGAUGGUUGUCUUUACUUUAAAUCGCAAGGAGAUUCGAUUGUCUUUGGAGGUUAUGAACCAAAUCCGGAAAUUCUUCAAGAGCUACCAGACGAUAAAUUUCAUCUUUACGAGUUGGACAUGAGCCUUUUUGAUCAACACUGGAAACAUGCUUGUGAACUUUGCCCAGAAUUUGAGAAAGCUGGUAUAAAAUCCGACAUUUGUGGUCCAGAAUCAUUUACACCCGAUCACAAACCAAUAUUGGGAGAAGAUCCAAAAUGUGUAGGUUUGUUCCAUGCAAACGCUUUUAAUUCACUUGGAAUAAUGCUUAGUGGAGGUGUUGGAGAUCAGAUGGCUAAUUGGAUAGUCUCUGGCCGGCCCAAUUUGCCUCUCUAUGCUUACGACAUCAGAAGAUUCACGCCGGUACAAAGACAAGAUCGUGCUUGGGUCUUGGAACGUACUCAUGAAGGAUACGCAAAAACAUAUAGUAUAACUUAUCCCCAAGACCAACCGUUCGCGGGAAGAAAUCAUAGGACUGACCAAUUUCAUGAGGCUCUUGUAGCAAGUGGGGCUGUCAUGGAAGAAGCUUUAGGUUGGGAAAGACCGUCUUAUUUUGUAAAAGAUCGUACUGCUCCUGUUAAACCUUAUGAUUGGUAUGGCUAUUACGAUCAUGUCCUUAAUACUGACACGCGCUAUAAAAAAGAGUUGGAGAGUGAACUUACAUAUGGAUUUUCUAGAAGCCACGAUCUAGUUAAAGAAGAGGCUUUGGCUGCGAGAAAUAACGUAGCUAUGUUUGACCUCACUUGCUAUGCUAAAAUGUAUCUAGCGGGACCAGACGCAGAGGAAGCAGCUGAUUGGUUGUUUACUGCCAAUGUAGAUAGGGCACCAGGAAGUAUUAUUUAUACAUGUUCCUUAAAUUCAAGAGGUUAUGUUGAAUCAGAUGUGACUGUAAUUCCACUUGAAGAAGGCGCUGGAACUUUAGUCGGCCCAAUUUUGAAAGGAAAAGGAUAUUAUAUUGUAGCAGGUGCGAAAUCUGGAUAUCAAACUAAAGCUCAUUUUAGAAAGCAACUCUAUAAGAAGAACUUUAAGAGUCUGGUAACUGAAAUGACAAAUAGGAUAGGAAUUCUCUCUAUACAAGGACCAAAAAGUGGCGAAUUACUUCAAUCGAUAACUGAAUUCCCUAUAACUAACGAAAAGCUUCCAUAUGGAAUGUCUAAAAUUUUUAAAAUCAAUGGACAUACCUGUAGAGUCCUAAGGAUAAGUUAUAUUGGAGAAUUAGGUUACGAAAUCCACAUUCCACUUGCUUCCUGCUACCAUCUUCUUAACCACGAUCUAAGGCUAGACGAUAAUCCAAUAGAAGCUGGUUUGGGAGCUUUUUGCAGAAAAGAUGGACAAUACUUAGGAAAGCAGGCGGUAGAAAAAUUCAAACAAGGUGUUACAAAGCGAAGAGUAUUCUUUACGUUACAAGAACCAGUAGCUAUUUAUGGCAAUGAAACUAUUUGGAGGGAUGACGUCAUCGUAGGAAUAUUAAGGAGAGGAGAUUAUGGAUUCAGCCUCGACAGCACGAUUGGUACAGGGUAUGUUGAACAUCCAAAGGGAAAAGUAAUUGACAAUGAAUUCCUUAAGAACGGUACCUAUCACAUUGAAGUCAGGAAUAAAAAGUAUCCUGCUUCACUAUAUUUGAGAAGCCCAUUUGAUCCAAAGAAUUUAAGAUUAAAGGGCAUAUAUGACAACCAAUUGGAGGAGCAAAGCCAUUUUGAAGACUGA